AUGUUAGCCAGGAAUUGUAUGAGAUGGAAAUUUCCGUCAAGACAAUUUGCAAGAUGUCAAAGCAAUGGCGCCCACUCCGCUCCCAUCAAGCGUGCUAAUUUAGGUCCAAACCUGACCACUUCUACACGUUCUACACAUUCUUCACCACCUCCACCUACGCCUAAAUCAAAUCAAUUUUUGGCAGUAUUUGCUGCUAGUGGAUUGGCUUUAACAAUUGGGUAUUUCGUAGGUAAGUCCUUUCAAUCUACAAAUUCCAAUAGGGAAGCUAUCGUAAAAGACCACCUUUCAAACAAUAUUUCCUCACUGGAUAGAUCGACUGCUCCACUUGCAACGCUAGACUCGCCUGUAUAUGCCAACGAAGAACAAUUCAAAGAAGGUUUAUCCAAAAUACUCGAUAUUGUUGGCAAGGAUAAUGCUCAAUUUGACGAAAAUGUUCUCAAAUCAUUCAACGAUUCCUUCUUCUCCACUCAUCAUCCUCCAAACCCACAAAAGCAACGCCCCGACGUCUCAAUCACUCCAACAUCCACGGAACAAGUGUCACAAAUUUUGAAAAUUGCACACGAGUACCGAAUUCCAGUCGUUGCAAACUCGGGCCUCACUUCAUUGGAAGGACAAAAUAUCCAUACACGUGGCCCUUAUAGUAUAUCACUUUCUUUUGCCAAAAUGGACCAGAUCUUGGCAUUCCAUCCAGACGAUUUGGAUGUAGUUGUGCAGCCAGGAGUUGGCUGGCAGGAGUUGGAUGAUUUCUUGAAAGAUGAUCCUAAAGGUCAGAACUUGUUGUUUGGCCCUGACCCUGGUAUUGGUGCCAACAUUGGUGGAAUGGUUGGAACUAGUGCCAGUGGAACGAAUGCAUUUAAAUAUGGAACAAUGAAGGAGAAUGUCGUGAACCUUACUGUGGUCUUGGCAGAUGGUACAGUGAUCAAGACUAGGCAGAGACCAAGAAAAUCAGCUGCAGGUUACGAUUUGACUAGAUUAUUUAUUGGUACAGAGGGAACAGCAGGUGUUGUUACCGAGAUUACCUUGAAAUUGCAUGUACGCCCCAAACUUGAGUUUAUUACCGUUGUCGCAUUCCCAACCAUCAGGGAUGCAGCUACUGCGGCACAAACGAUAAUUUCCAAAGGCAUUCAACCAAAUGCCAUGGAGAUUCUCAAUGACACAAUGAUGUCCUUUGUUAAUGAGACAUCCGAGGAUGAAAAAAGAUUGGAAACAGCAACAUUAUUUUUCAAAUUGGGUGGGCCAACAAAGCAGGCCAUUGAAGAGCAGCUGAAGGUUGUUGAUGAGAUUGCCACGCAGAAUCAUGCCAUAAAAAUUGAAAAGAGUACAAAUGAUGAGCAAAAUGCCGAGUUAUGGGCCGCGAGGAGAAAUGGGCUUUGGUCAACAUACCAAUAUGGCUCCAAAGUGUUGAAAGAUCCUAAUGAUGUACAGAUAUGGACCACUGAUGUUGCAGUGCCAGUUUCAAAGUUGUCCGAUGUAAUUGACGAGAUAAACCAAGACUUGAUUGAGGAUGGCUUUGAAGGAAAGUUUUCAGUUAUUGGCCACAUUGGAGAUGGUAAUUGUCAUUUCUUGAUUUUAUACAACUCGCCAGAUUAUGCCAAGACACAUGCUGCAGUGAACAAGAUGGUUAAGCGGGCUUUGCAGUAUGAAGGCACAUGUACUGGAGAACAUGGUGUUGGUGUUGGUAAGAGAGCAUACGUUGUAGAAGAAUUGGGUGAGCCUACGAUUGAUGCCAUGAGACAAAUUAAGUUGGCACUAGAUCCAAGAAGGAUAUUGAACCCAGAUAAAGUGUUCAAGAUUGACCCCAAAGAUGAUUUGGAUGAGCAAUUGAAUGCUGGCCAUAUAAUCGAAAAGCAAGAAUGUAGACACAAUCACUAA
Molecule: messenger RNA, 1872 nt
Organism: Lodderomyces elongisporus
Lineage: Eukaryota; Fungi; Ascomycota; Pichiomycetes; Serinales; Debaryomycetaceae
Gene: DLD1
Product: Dld1p
Exons: 1
Coding region: 1-1872 (623 amino acids)
Biological process (GO): lactate catabolic process
Cellular component (GO): mitochondrion
Molecular function (GO): FAD binding; D-lactate dehydrogenase (NAD+) activity; D-lactate dehydrogenase (cytochrome) activity
Source: RefSeq, a predicted model, not a curated record